Dracunculus medinensis (Guinea worm) is the source of this 2211-nucleotide messenger RNA. Lineage: Eukaryota; Metazoa; Nematoda; Chromadorea; Rhabditida; Dracunculidae. The record is from the annotation of a GenBank genome assembly.
GUCAAAGGUGGGGCAAAUGUCGCGAUAAGAAAUGCUGAAAUAUGUUUUGCAGGUCGCACAAGUAUGUUGAUGAGCGUGGCUCGUGCACUGCGACUAUCCCACGACAAACAAGAAACAUUUAUUAAAUUUUUUAUUCUUUCAUUUGCAGCUGUUGUUGCAUUUUCUUCACGAUUGUUUGCAGUUAUACGAUUUGAAUCAGUUAUCCACGAAUUCGAUCCCUAUUUUAAUUAUCGGACAACUCGAUUUCUUGCGGAAAAUGGAUAUUAUAAUUUCCAUAAUUGGUUUGAUGACCAAGCAUGGUAUCCACUUGGCCGUAUAAUUGGUGGCACCAUUUAUCCAGGUUUGAUGAUAACUAGUGCAUUAUUAUAUCAUUUUCUACAUUUUCUUCAUUUUACCUUGCAUAUUCGAGAAGUUUGCGUUUUCCUUGCACCACUUUUUAGUUCAUUCACAGUUAUCGUUACUUACCUUCUUACUAGAGAGAUUAAGAAUGAUGGAGCCGGCCUUAUCGCAGCAUCAUUGAUAGCUGUUGUGCCUGGAUAUAUAUCACGUUCUGUCGCAGGUUCAUAUGAUAACGAAGGCAUUGCUAUUUUUUGCAUGAUAUUUACAUACUUCCUUUGGAUCAAGGCUGUCAAAACUGGGGAAAUACUAUGGUCCGUUUUAAGUGCAUUGGCAUAUUUCUAUAUGGUUUCUUCGUGGGGUGGAUAUGUAUUUUUAAUAAAUUUGAUUCCUCUUCAUGUUCUAGCUCUUAUCUGUGUUGGAAGAUUUUCACACAAAAUAUACAUUGCUUACUCAACUGUCUAUAUAAUUGGCACAAUUCUCUCAAUGCAGAUUCCUUUCGUUGGUUUUCAACCAGUGCAAACUUCCGAGCAUAUGGCAGCGUUUGGAAUAUUUGGUUUAUGUCAACUAGUUGCAUUUUCCAAUUAUUUGAAAAGUAAGAUGACAGAGGAAAAUUUUCAAUUACUUUUCCGUUCCACUCUUCUUGUUUCUGCCAUUUGUGCUGCACUUAUAUUCGCAUUGGCCAGUCUUUUGGGCAAAAUUGCGCCUUGGACCGGUCGGUUCUAUUCAUUACUUGAUCCUUCUUAUGCGAAAAAUAAUAUACCAAUUAUUGCAUCUGUCUCAGAACAUCAACCGACUGCAUGGAGUUCAUUUUAUAUGGAUUUACAAUUUCUUGUUUUCUUUUUUCCCGGUUUAUCUUUUGCAUAUCCUUUAUUUGGUCUGUAUUACUGUUUUAAAAAACUGACCGAUCAAAAUAUCUUCGCCAUCCUUUAUGCCUUAACUAGUAUAUAUUUUGCGGGUGUAAUGGUUCGUUUGAUGCUUGUACUUGCACCAAUAAUGUGUAUUCUGGCUGGUAUUGGGGUUAAUUCGAUUCUAAUAAGUUUUAUGAAAAAUUUAGAUUCUGUUACUGGUCACAAUGCUAAACAUGAGAAAAAAGAAAAAGAUCGAAAUUAUCCAUAUAAAAAUGAGGUUGCUCAAGCAGUAAUAGGUAUUAUAGCUUUUUUCAUGCUCACCUAUACGUAUCAUUGCACAUGGGUAACAUCGGAAGCUUAUAGUAGCCCUUCCAUAGUUUUAUCUGCCCAUUCUAACGACGGCUCUGAUAUUAUUUUCGAUGAUUUUCGUGAAGCGUAUUAUUGGCUACGAAUGAAUACUCCUCCGGAUGCGAAAGUAAUGUCAUGGUGGGAUUAUGGUUACCAGAUAACAGCUAUGGCAAAUCGCACUGUUAUCGUUGAUAAUAAUACUUGGAACAAUACUCAUAUUUCUCGAGUAGGACAGGCAAUGUCAUCAAGUGAAGAAGUAGCUUAUGAAAUAAUGCAAGAAUUGGACGUAGAUUAUGUAUUGGUUAUAUUUGGUGGAGUUAUUGGCUAUUCUUCUGACGAUAUUAAUAAAUUCCUAUGGAUGGUGCGAAUAGGCGGUUCAACACCUGAAGGGCAACAUAUCAAAGAAACUGAUUAUUUUACGAAACUUGGAGAAUAUAAGGUCGAUAAAGAAGCAUCUGAAACAAUGAUCAAUUCCUUCAUGUAUAAGUUGUGCUAUUAUCGCUUUGGCGGAUUGUAUACCCAACAGGGACGACCAACGGGUUAUGAUCGGGUCCGGCAGUCCGAAAUCGGAAAGAAAGAUUUUGAACUUGAAUAUGUCGAAGAAGCGUUUACUAGUGAACACUGGAUUGUCCGUAUAUACAAGGUAUUAAGGCUUUUACAAUUAGUGAAAUUCUAA